Messenger RNA from Cuscuta epithymum, 1474 nucleotides. The record is from the annotation of a GenBank genome assembly. NCBI's taxonomy places the organism in Eukaryota, Viridiplantae, Streptophyta, Magnoliopsida, Solanales, Convolvulaceae.
AAGCUGGACCGGCCCACUAAAUAACAAGGAUGUGAAAAUUACUUCUACAUUUAACUUUUAACCUAAUAGGAAACUCUUCUCCAGGAAUCGACUCAUCCAGCGACAAAUCUUCUCCAGGAAUCGAGCAACUCAGCGAUCAUAUCUCCAAGAAUCUUCGAGGCGAAACUCUCUGCAGGAAUCGAGCUCUUCUAGCUCAGCUUUGACAUUGAACCUCUAAAUCGUGCUCCAUCUCUUGGUAUUCAAAUCAUCCAGGGUCCCCAUUUGCUCAGGACCGGCCGCGCCACAAACCUUUGAGAUCAUUAGGUUAGGUGUAGAAUGAAGUUAAUAUCAGGGAGAGUAAUUUCAUCAAGGGUGGUUUCCCUCUCAGACGCCGCCACUAUCAUAUCAAGCUUCGCCGCCUCGGAAACUGGAGCUUCCGAUGCCAUAUCAGUAUAUGUUCGCCGCGCCGCUGAUGCAUUCAAUCAGCUGGCUAUGUUUCACAAUCUCUAUAGUUCGGGGCCUGUUGGAAAGGAUCAUCCCCGUGAUGAGAACCAGCUGAAAAGUUUGAGGAGUGUGGCAGAAGAAGUAGUGAAGUCCGAGGAAUGCCCAGAAAUGAAUCAUCAUAAACGUAAGAAGAAGAGGCCAGGGAACCGCGAUUCAGAUAUCAAAAGCAAUGAUUUGGUUAAAACAGACCUUGACUCUGCUGCUGCUGCUGCCACAAUAGAAGAUGUCCGGGAUAAGAUGAGUCAUAGUGCUGAGAAGGUGAAGGCUGAGGAAAAGAUAAAGGAGGUCGAGGAUGUGAAGACUGAAAGCAACUCAGUUGAGGGAGAUAGUAGAAAGAAGGGCAAGAAAAGGAAAAAGGUAGAGGGGGAGACAUUGGUGGUUGAGACCAAGAAGAGGAAGAAAUUGAUGGAGGUGUAGAGAGCAGUAAGAAGAGUAAGAUGCAGAAGAGAGAAGGGAAAUAAUUUGGAAUGGAAAGGCCAGAGCUAUUGGUAGCUAAUCUGCCAACAUGAACUUAUAGUUAGUCACUUGCUGUUUUAUUCAAAAUGAUGAUCGUUUUCUCCUUAUCUCAUGAAUCAAAAUGCUUCUCAGACAUACAAGUAGUUAGUUAGCUGUCUCUUAAAGCAAGCAGCAGAAUAUUUCACAUUUGCCGAAGAUCGGAAGUUAGUAUGGAUGGAUGAAGCUGUGCCAGUGUGUUUAUGCACUUGUGAUGCGGUGUGGUGUUUACUAAGUGCUGCUGUGUGAUCUUCUAUUUUAUUACAUGAUGACAGUGGAAACCUCACUUCAGUAUAAAUAUUCACUAUCUUGAAUUGAAUUUUGAAAUAUUCAAUCUUGAAACCAAUGCUGCAGGCUACUUUUGUAUGUUGUAUACUUGCUGCAUAAACUGCUGCUAGUGCCGCUCUGAUGAAAUCGUCGAUGUAUGGAGUGACAAUUGUGCUGGAUAUUAUCCCAAAAAAAAAUUGUGCUGGAUAUCUCAUUUACCUUCCCAGCUAUA